Messenger RNA from Medioppia subpectinata, 1125 nucleotides. NCBI's taxonomy places the organism in Eukaryota, Metazoa, Arthropoda, Arachnida, Sarcoptiformes, Oppiidae. The record is from the annotation of a GenBank genome assembly.
UCACAACUCGUCGAAAACGUUGGACUCAACCAAUUCAUCGUAAACUACACGUCAAUCACGGAUUCGCCGCGUUUUAAAUACCGCGGACUCCUUCUGGACACGUCUCGCCAUUACCUUCCCGUUGAGCGCCUGGAGCAGAGUCUGGACGCCAUGGCUUACAAUAAGCUCAAUGUGUUUCACUGGCAUAUGACGGACGACCAGUCCUUCCCAUACGUAAGCCAAGCCUAUCCGGAGCUGAGUCUGAAAGGCGCAUAUAAUCCCAAAACACACGUCUAUACCAAAGAAAACAUUCAACACAUCAUUGAAUACGCGGCCGAAAGAGGGAUCAGAGUUGUGGUGGAGUUCGAUACGCCCGGCCAUACACUGGCCUGGGGUGCCGGACAGCCCGGCCUAUUGACACCGUGCUAUGCGAACGGCAAACCCAACGGACUCUACGGACCAAUAGAUCCGUCCAAACGGUCCACAUAUGAGUUCAUCGAAACCCUAUUGAAAGAGGUGUUGAACCGAUUCCCGGAUCAAUACUUUCAUUUGGGCGGCGAUGAAGUGGAUUACAACUGUUGGCGCUCUAACCCAGACAUCAACGACUUCAUCAAACAGAAGAAUAUCUUCAAAAAGACCACUUCCAUGUCCAACAAGAAGUCCAACGAACCGUACGCUAAACUCGAGGAAUACUAUGUACUCAAAGUGGUUGAUAUCGUGAAGAAACUGAACCGCACUUCAAUCGUAUGGCAGGAAGUGUUUGACAAUAACGCCAAACUGUCCAACGAAACGGUGGUUCACGUGUGGAAGUUAGACAACUGGCCACUAGAGCUGUCCAACGUUACCAAAGCCGGCUACCAGGCGAUACUGUCUUCGUGUUGGUAUUUGAAUAAGAUAUCGUACGGAACCGAUUGGCACAAGUACUACACGUGCGAACCCUUCAACUUUAAGGCCACUGAACAACAAUAUAGUUUAGUGAUCGGAGGCGAGGCUACCAUUUGGGGUGAAUGGGUGGACGCGUCCAACGUAAUUGGGCGAACAUGGCCUCGAGCGCUAGCAGUUGCCGAACGGCUGUGGAGUUCUCGGGACCUGAAGAACCCAAUGGCAGCCAAUCGACGAUUUGAUAGACAACGUUGUCUUAUGUAA